Messenger RNA from Gloeophyllum trabeum ATCC 11539, 1545 nucleotides. Its product is annotated as cytochrome P450. Lineage: Eukaryota; Fungi; Basidiomycota; Agaricomycetes; Gloeophyllales; Gloeophyllaceae. The transcript has 13 exons. Bases 1 to 1545 code for a protein of 514 amino acids. The record is from RefSeq and is a predicted model, not a curated record. Gene Ontology annotation, molecular function: monooxygenase activity; iron ion binding; oxidoreductase activity, acting on paired donors, with incorporation or reduction of molecular oxygen.
AUGAUUGUAGCCCUGGCGCUGGGUCUUGCCGUUUUACCUGUUUUCUUCGUUGUGAAGCAAUACGCUCGCAAAAGAGCGUCGAACCCAUCAACUCUUCCCUACCCACCGGGCCCGAAACCAUUGCCCAUCGUCGGCAAUCACUUCGACAUUCCCAAGAAGACCCCCUGGAAGACGUAUGCGGCAUGGGGAAGAGAUUACGGCGAGCUCAUCCAUCUGAACGUCCUAGGCCAACAUUAUAUCAUCCUAAACUCUAAGCGGGUGACAGUGGACUUGUUGGAGAAGCGCAACAGGAUAUAUUCUGAUAGGCCUAUCGUGCCGAUGAUACAGAUGAUGGGCUGGGAUUGGAACAUCGGUCUCAUGCCUUACGGGCUUGCUUGGCGACAGCGGCGACGAGAGUUCCAUCAGCAGUUCACAGCCGCGAAAAGCAAGGAGUAUCACCCAACUGUCACCAGCAAGGCGCAUGAAUUACUUCGCAACCUGUUAGGGAACCCUGAGGCCUUCCUGAAGCAUAUUCAACACUAUACUGCUGCAAUAUCUAUGGCGAUUGCCUACAACUAUGAGGUUGCCUCUAGCAACGAUGAAUACGUGGCUAUGGUAGAGGCAUCCGUGGAUAUGCUCGGUCAUGCGACAUUCCCUGGCGCUGUAAUUGCCAACGCCUUUCCCAUAUUGCGACACCUUCCGGCGUGGUUGCCUGGAAUGAGGUUCAAACGCUUUGCAGAGGCAUGCAGGAAACUAACCACAGAAAUGAAGAGAGCUCCGUAUCAUUUUGUUAAAGCGCGCAUAGAUCUUGGGGUGCCCACCAAGUGUGUGACGUCGGAACUUAUUGGUCGCUUCGCUGAAGAUGGCAAGCUGACACCUGAGUCGGAAGAUGUCAUCAAGGACGUUGGUGCCAUCACGUACGCCGCUGGAGCUGACACGUCUUCGUCCGCCGCGUCGGCAAGCAUACUCGCAAUGGUUUUGUAUCCCGAAGCUACGAAUAAAGCACAAGCCGAAAUUGAUCGUGUUAUCGGCAAGACUCGGCUUCCGAGCUUGGAGGACAGGCCCUCAUUGCCUUAUGUUGAGGCGUUCUUCAGAGAGCUCAUCAGGUGGCAUUCCAUAACUCCGUUAUCUGUUCCAAGAGCUGCUCUUGAGGAUGACAUAUAUGACGGGUACUUCAUCCCCAAAGGGACCAUUGUUCUCCAGAAUACAUGGGCAAUCCAUCAUGAUGAACGCAUCUAUGAUGAACCCGAGGUCUUCAAACCUGAGCGUUUUCUGAAUUCGGAUGGGAGCAUCAGUGAUGAGUAUCCCAUCAUGGCUUUCGGACACGGAAGAAGGAUAUGUCCAGGGCGUCAUCUGGCAGAUGCCAUGAUAUGGACCGAGAUCGCCCUUGUUUUAGCUGGGUUCGAUAUCACUAAAGCAAAGGAUGAGAAAGGGCACGACAUAGAUCCGCCGGUCCAGUUCACUGAUACUAUCAUCAGCCAUCCCGAGCCGUUCAUGUACAAGAUUCAUCCGAGAAGCAAGGAAUUCGAAGUGCUCAUUAAUGAAACAAGCCAGCAUCUCUUAUAG